AAGACCCAAUUUUAUACAAAUGAAACUCUAACUAAAAUUUAAGUUGGAGAAAGUGAGAUGCGAUCACAAGCUUUUCAACCUCACCGCAACACCUACCACCUUGCCAAGACUGGAAGGCAUUGUCAGCUUGAACACCACAGCCCAGGAUAUAUAGAGGCCUAAACCUCAGCUAUAUUCCCAUUGUUUUCUCAGACAACAUUUCUAUCUACUUCCUUCACCUUCUCCAUAGCUGCCUGUUAAUCAUACCCUUCAAAACUCACAGCCACGCUAAGAUGGGUACUGAAGUGGUAUUGGUAGAUGAUGUUCCCUUUCCUUCUCAGAUCACAACCACCAAGCCAUUGUCUCUGCUGGGUCAUGGGAUCACUGACAUUGAGAUACACUUUCUUCAAAUCAAGUUCACAGCAAUUGGGGUUUACUUAGACCCUGAAGUUGUGUCACAUCUUCAACAAUGGAAGACCAAGAAAGCAAAUGAGCUUGCAGAAGAUGAUGACUUCUUUGAUGCUCUUAUUUCUGCUCCUGUUGAGAAAUUCCUUAGGGUUGUGGUGAUCAAGGAGAUCAAAGGGUCUCAAUAUGGGGUGCAGCUUGAGAGUGCUGUGAGGGAUAGAUUGGCAGCUGAUGACAAGUAUGAAGAAGAGGAGGAGGAAGCCUUGGAGAAAAUUGUUGAGUUCUUCCAAUCAAAGUACUUCAAGAAAGAUUCCACCAUCACGUUUCAUUUUCCAGCAACUUCUGCCACGGCUGAGAUUUCUUUUCACACUGAAGGGAAGGAAGAGUCAAAAAUCAAGGUGGAGAAUGCAAAUGUGGUUGAGAACAUCAAGAAAUGGUAUUUGGGUGGGACUAGAGGGGUGUCUCCUUCAACCAUAUCAUCCUUGGCUAACACACUCUCAGCUGAGUUGACUAAGUGAGAGCAUUUUGUUGUAUGGUUUUGGGCUCUUUUUAUGGGUUGCUGCUGUUUGCAAUUGCAAGGGCUCAUUUUGAAGUUUGUUAACUAAUGGGAAAACCUGGUGUUUCUUGUGCUCUGUUCUGUUUAAUAAAAUGAAUGAUAUAUAUAGACUUCUGUCCAUCCAA
Molecule: messenger RNA, 1065 nt
Organism: Prunus persica (peach)
Lineage: Eukaryota; Viridiplantae; Streptophyta; Magnoliopsida; Rosales; Rosaceae
Product: probable chalcone--flavonone isomerase 3
Exons: 5
Coding region: 273-902 (209 amino acids)
Molecular function (GO): intramolecular lyase activity
Source: RefSeq, a predicted model, not a curated record